GUUCAUGUUUCUCUCUUUGCAACUGCAUUCCUCCAUUUCCUCGUUUGUUUAAUUUUCUGGGAGAUUCAUACGCAGAGAAAUAAGAUUCAGGAAUGGCUAGAGAAGUCAUUUCCACUCCACCUGGUGCUUCAUUUGACUAUGAUCUCUUGGAAGGUGAUUCUGACAUUCCGGGAACUGUUUCCAGGGGCACAAGUCCCUGGAUAGAACCUGAAAGAUUGAAACUCAGACACAGGAUUGGUCGGGGACCUUUUGGGGAUCUAUGGCUAGCAACUCAUCAUCAUUCCACUGAAGAUUAUGAUGAGUACCAUGAAGUUGCUGCUAAGAUGUUAUAUCCAAUCAGAGAGGAUAAUACAAAGAUUAUAUUAGAGAAGUUCAAUGAAUUAUAUUCUAUGUGCCAAGGAGUUGCUAGUGUUUGCUGGCUACAUGGAAUUUCAAUCAUAAAUGGAAGGAUAUGCAUCAUUAUGAAUUUGUAUGAGGGUUCAGUUGGUGACAAGAUGGCUAGACUUAGAGAAGGACGGGUUUCGUUGAAAGAUGUUUUAAGGUAUGGUAUCAAUCUGGCUCAAGGUGUUUUGGAACUUCACUCUAAAGGGAUCCUUAUUCUCAACCUUAAACCAUUUAAUGUUCUUCUUGAUGACAAUGAUCAAGCGAUUUUGGGAGAUGUUGGCAUUCCCAACCUCUUGCUUGGCUCCUCGUGUCUAAGCUCAGAUAUGGCUCAGAGGCUUGGAACUGCAAAUUACAUGGCUCCAGAGCAAUGGGAACCAGAGAUCAGAGGCCCUAUAUCCUUUGAAACAGACUCGUGGGGAUUCGGCUGCACCAUUGUUGAAAUGUUGACUGGUAAUCAACCUUGGUAUGGAUGUCCUGUUAGUGUAGUUUACAACUCAGUUGUCGAAAAGCAUGAAAAACCCCUUGUUCCAAGUGGCCUUCCUUCUUCAAUUGAGAAUCUCCUCAAUGGAUGCUUUGAGUAUGAUUUGAGGAAUCGCCCACUGAUGAAAGAUAUUCAGCGUGUCUUCAAAAGCGCACUUGAUGAACUGGCAAAUGAUGGAGGAUGGAGAUAUCUUGGAAAUGUGAAAGCUACUGCAAAAUCAAGCAGCACUGGCUACACAGAGUGGUUUCUCUCAAAGGAUCCUCUUCAAGUGCAUGAUACAGUGCGAUCCAGGAAGUCUUCCAAUUCAUGCACAUCUCAAAAUAUGGAUGUCCCGGGUGGAACUGUUGUUGGCCUAGAACGUAAUCCAGAUAAUGGAUUUGUUCUUGUGAGGGUCCAUGGAAUUCAUGACCCAAUAAGAGUUCAAGCGUCAACUCUUGAACGUGUCACAUUUGGCCUUGCGGCUGGCGAUUGGGUUCGAUUGAAGGAUGAAAACGAGAAACACUCGCCAGUUGGCAUCUUACAUCACAUUGACCGUGAAGGUAGAAUGACUGUGGGAUUUAUCGGUUUGCAGACCCUUUGGAAGGGAAAUUCUUCGCAGCUCGAAAUGGCUAAAUCAUACUGUGUUGGCCAGUUUGUUAGGCUGAAAGAGAAUGUCUUGAGUCCUCGAUUUGAAUGGCGUAAACGGAGAGGGACCUGGGCUACCGGCAAAAUUUCAUGGAUCCUACCAAACGGGUGUUUGGUCGUCAAGUUCCCAGGGCUGCUGCCUUUUGGUAACGAAUCAAGAACCUUCUUGGCUGAUCCUUCUGAGGUUGAAAUGGUUGAUUUCAAGACUUGUCCCGGAAUGAUAGAGAAGUAUCAACAUGUAGAGGAUCAUCAUUGGGCAAUUAGGCCUGUUCUAAUUGCGUUCGGCAUAUUCACAGCUUUGAAAUUUGGCAUGUUUGCUGGAAAGAAGGUUGGGAGGAGCAUGAAGAAAGUUAAUGCAAUAGAAAGUGAAGUUGAUGGUCAAAAUGCUAACAAUUCUACAAGGAGAUCUUCCACUGCUAUUAUGAAUCCUGGCAACCCAACUUGGGUUCCUUCGGUUGCCAACAUUCUCUUUAAAGAAGGCGGCAGUUCCACUCCCACAGUUCGGUAGUUUACCAUGCAAUCUCAAUACGGUUGGAUUACUAACGACUAUAUUUCAGAAUGAAUCAAUGAAUUCCAUCAGCUUUUAUUCCAUCCUAUGAAAAAAAAAAUGAAGAUUGUAAUUAUGCAAAAAUAGCAAUUAGGUUAAAUAUGAAAGUAGAAAAUGUACAUAUCCUUCACUUGGAUUACCUAGACAUUGUACAUAUGUUUCCAUGCAGAUGCUUUUGGAUGAUGCAUGCUAUCAAAAAGAAAACUGAAUAUGUGCUUGUUUAAGGUUAGAAAAGUUUGUAAGGGUGGCAGUGGCACAUUUCUUAUGAUUGUUGCUUGAUAUCAAUUUCUAUUGAUUUAUGAUAAUUCAAAGUGUUGGAAAAUA
This is a messenger RNA of Arachis stenosperma, 2360 nucleotides long. RefSeq names its product E3 ubiquitin-protein ligase KEG. Gene Ontology annotation, biological process: protein phosphorylation. Gene Ontology annotation, molecular function: ATP binding; protein kinase activity. The transcript is spliced from 5 exons. Bases 93 to 1997 code for a protein of 634 amino acids. NCBI's taxonomy places the organism in Eukaryota, Viridiplantae, Streptophyta, Magnoliopsida, Fabales, Fabaceae. The record is from RefSeq and is a predicted model, not a curated record.